CAACACUACUAUAUAACAAAUAAUUUGAGAUGUGAAGUAAAGUCACAUCAGAGAUGAGCAGUGAAAUACGCAUCAGAAGUGCUCUUCGAGUGAGGAUCGGUGAAGCAAAGAGCCUGCCCUCGAAAUCCUGCAGAAUAUUGCCAGGAUGUCCAAACACUUACUGUGUCAUAAAUCUUGACAAAGAGGAGCUUUUUGAAACUGAAAUUGUCUAUGGUACACCCUGGCCAAUUUGCUGGUUGAGGGUCACUACUUAUAAUGCUCCGUUUUUCUGUGAGCAGUUCGAGUUUGAGAUUCCGAGAGCGUUCUGGACGAUAGGAUUUCACCUCAUCACAACAGACACAACUUUCUCCAUUACCAAUGUCUCCACAAUUGGCAAGGUGACGUUUACCAAGGACCAGCUAAGUAAGAUACCCAACAAAGACCAGUGGUACGGACUAAAGAGUGUCAAAUGUGACUCGGAGGCUCAGGGUAAAGCGAACGUGGCGAUGUGCAUUGCAACUGAUAACAACGAAUCUAUAAUCCUCCAAGUCAGGUUAAAAGAGUGUGCUAACCUGUACAUGAGUGAUCUGCAGAAGGUUCAGCCGUACGCUGUUUUGGAGAUAGUGGGUCCUAAUAACUCCAUCAGGAGCCGAACUCAGGAGACCAAAACGUUGAGACGAAGUACCAACAUGCAGUGGAAAUCUCAAACUUACGAGUUCAAGCUGAACGACAUUUUGAAGAGAUGUAACAGCGACCUGUGUAACCUCUCCCUCAAGGUAGAUUUCUUCCACCACAACGGAGUGUUCAGAGAAGGCACGUUCCUGGGGGAGGUGAUAGCUGGACUAGCUAACGUUUCCCAUUCCUGGUCAGACAGAUGGUAUUUUCUCUGUCCAAAACUUAGUGAUAUCAUAAUACAGCCUAAUCAUGACCUGGGCUCACUUCGGUUGAAGAUAGAGUACAAAGAGGACCACAUCUUGCCCAGUACACAUUACGAACCAUUAUUACAACUUCUGGUUAACUCUCUCAAUAACCCAGAGGAUAUAGAGAGUAGCGUGUUGGUAUUAACCUCCACUAUGUUUAACGAACAACUUAUAAACAUUGCCCAAGCUCUCGUCAGAAUAUUCGCACAUCUUUACCGGGUAGAAGAAUUGUUGUUGAGUUUAACGAAUCUUGAUAUGAUAAAAACAAGCAACCCUAACACCCUCUUUCGGGCGAAUUCCUUGGCAACCAAAGGAGUUGACGAAUUAAUGAAGAUGAUUGGUCGACCUUAUCUCCGGAGAGUCCUAAAGCCGAGCCUUGAUACGAUACACAAGGAGAACCUUUCGUGUGAGAUAGACCCAGCCAGAUUGAGAUCUAGUGAUAUCUUGGAGUGUAAUCUGGACAACCUGACUCGUAAUAUCGACUCAGUCUACUCGGCUAUAAUCAACAGUGGGGGAGAUUGUCCCUUCACCCUCAGUUCGCUUUUCAGCAACCUUCAGAAACAAGCCAUUCUACACUUCCCCGAUGUGAACGAUAUCAGAUAUACUGCAGUCAGUGGUUUUAUCUUCCUCAGACUGUUUGCUCCCGCAAUACUCAACCCAAAACUCUUCCAACUACAGUCGCGCAGACCUAGUAGAGAAACCAGCAGAACGUUGACCCUGGUCUCCAAAGUAAUCCAGAGUCUCGGUAACCUCGACACCCACCAGGCCGGCAAGGAGAAGUAUAUGGAAGCUAUCAGUCAGAGAGUACUUGACAUGAAACACGUCAACGGAGUCAAACAGUUUCUAGAGGACGUAUGCAAGACAGAACAGAAGGACGACUCAUCCUCCAACAACUACAACAAAGAAGGGAAGCUUGUAGAAUACCGUUUAGCAGGGCUUAUAGGCCGGGACUAUAGUAACAAGAGAAAGAAGUUAUACAGACUCAACGACCAAGGCUUUACUUGUCUCAGAUAUGAUGAAUCGUACACGAUAAAAAGGUCCGAUAUAAAAUGUGUCAGCAGAGUAGACGAAGACGCUUUCGGAGUACCCCAUAUUUUCCAGAUUAUACAUUCCAAAGGUACGGUAUACUUGCGAGCCAACAACUCUGUUGACCACUUCGACUGGAUAACUUGUCUCACAAAGAUGUGUAAAGAGAGUGGAUCUAAAGUGGAGAAGUACCACACUGGAGCCCUACUUCACAGCAAGUGGACCUGUUGUGGAAGUAAGAAUGCCGCUCAUGAAACAGAAGGAUGUCACGUUGUACCGGAUGAAAAGGAACAGAUUCCCGAAAUUGACAUCUACAGGGAAUUGCAAAGGUUGUAUCAGAUCCUGAUCGAUGGCAUGAAUAAGAUGGAAACCUAUCGUACAUCCUUACAAAAUAACAAAGCGGGGGAUGACGUAGAACUUAAUAGAAAAUCUCUACAGUCUCUAAAUAGUCUUAUUAAAGUUAUUCAAGAUCUACAGUCGACUCAUGAACACUACGAACUGAAUGAUAGUGGCAUAUCUCCUGGCAACAGACAUGUGCCGCUGGGACCACUUCCACAAGGAUGAAAGUAGAACCUAAAACCACCAAACAGACCAAGGACCGUUACUAAGUAACCGUUACUAAGUAACUGUCACUUCAGCUCCUGUCCGAUACACACCCACCCAAUAACUCUCUCAGUAGCUGCUUUCCGCUGAACACUGGCAAGUUGCCAGAAUCCGUCUGAUUUUGAGAGUCUUGUUUUUAGGCCUGGAAUGUGCGGAAGAACUCGUAGGAUUUGGGUGGGACUGUACUGUGUACAGUUCUACUUACUUAUCCGCACUGGAUGUGUUCAUUUUACAUGGUGCAGUGGGCACUAGAAGCAUGCACAGUGCAAAGCUCUCAGUGCGCACUGGGUUUAGUGCGCACUGGGUGCAACGUGUACUGCUUCCCCAGAGCACACCCUGUACCUGUACAGUGCUGUGCGUGUACUGCUUCCCCAGAGCACACCCUGUACAGUGCUGUGCGUGUGGACGGUGUGUUUUGCGCUCAAUGCGCAUCAGCGUGCUGGAAAUUGGUAUUAUGCGCUAUGUGCUGCUGUAUUGGAGUAAAGUGAAUCAGGAGCCUGGAAUUCAGUUCAUAGUAAUGACUUGUUAAAUAGUUAUCUUUCCAACCACCUAGGAUCCUCCUUUCAAAAUAUAAUGUAUAUUGCUUACUUCAGGUAAGUGAUAUAUAAAUAUAAUAUAUUUUAGGUUUUAUUUCUGCUAAUUUCACUUUAUUACUCUCGUCUGUGCCGCUAAAUUAUUUUCUCAUCAACAAGAUUGUCUCAUGUAGGAAUAUGUUUGUCAAUAAAUUCAAAAUUUGUGCGAAUUGGUACAUUGAUCUGUAGAUUUGUAAAUAUGAAAUUUUUAGACUGAAGCUCAAGUCGAGUCAAAAUAUUUUUUUAGUAUUUUUACGUUUCUUAAACGUGGGAAGCUGUGUUAAGAAGCUUUAUCACUGCAGUGUUUCCACCUAUAUUGAAGACGCCCGAUCAUUGCACGUGACACUGACCAGUGUUUUCUAAGGUGCGCUGAGCUGCGGCGCACUCAAUGAUUGUGCGUCGCAACCAUAGGUGGGAUUCACCUGUCCGUUAUCAAGGAUGAAAUUUAUUUUAUGUAGCCUUCCUCUUAUGCUCUCUGAUUUUAUUGAUAAUUCCUGUCCUGACUAUUUUAAGCGGAAUAUUGUAAUUUAUAAACUUAAAAUUUUUUAGAGCCGUGUACAGAGAGACAAUGUAACAUUUUGCUUUAUGAUUGAUUAUAAUUAGUUAUAAUUAUAAUUAGUUAUAAUUGUAAUUAACUUAUAAUUAUGAUUUUGCUUUAUAAUUAAUCGCCUAAUAACGUUUUAACCGGUUAAUAGAGUUUAGAAGUGAUUUGUUAUUAUCCCCUAGCAAUAACGUGUAAUUGUAGCUAUCUGAUAUCAACUGUAUAGACAUUUAAUAAUAUAAUCACUGUUCUAUCCUCGUAAUGAUCGCAUUUAAUUGAUCAGCUCACAGUAAUAACCUUAUAUAUUGCAAUGACGAUUUAUCUUUGUGAUGUUCAACACUUAGUGCCAUGCACGUGCUACGUUGCUGCGCGCAAACUGCGCGAUGCAAAUGAGUUUUCUCAUCACGCUGCACGUGCAUGCUGUUACAGGUCGAACAAAAUUGUUUUUUCCGAGCAUCAGGAAUUGCUCCUGAAUGAUAGUCUUACAAUCGACUGGAACUUUUAUUAUUACAUAAGUUUAACACGCAUGUUAUUUGAACUAUUUAAUCCUAAUCACAUACAUCAUAAAUCACACUAACUUACAAUUUACAUGCACACCAACUUGUAUUCAC
Bolinopsis microptera is the source of this 4252-nucleotide messenger RNA. RefSeq names its product ras GTPase-activating protein 3-like. Gene Ontology annotation, biological process: regulation of GTPase activity. Gene Ontology annotation, molecular function: protein binding. The record is from RefSeq and is a predicted model, not a curated record. Lineage: Eukaryota; Metazoa; Ctenophora; Tentaculata; Lobata; Bolinopsidae. The coding region runs from base 54 to 2489 and encodes 811 amino acids. The transcript has 26 exons.